Molecule: messenger RNA, 1041 nt
Organism: Leptosia nina
Lineage: Eukaryota; Metazoa; Arthropoda; Insecta; Lepidoptera; Pieridae
Source: the annotation of a GenBank genome assembly
AUGCGGAUUAACUCCCUCGUGUCAGCCGACGGGCCAUUCAUCACCUGCCGCUUCAAAGCGCUGCGCGGCCACAGUGCGAGGCGCAGUAGGGCAGAAAAGGCGCGCCCGAUGAACCCGAGCCCCGAGUACAGAUCUCGAACCCCCUAUUCCCGAAUAGAAUGCGAGAAGUGGUGUUCCAUGCGCAUUAAUUGCAUUGUGAUAUUAACGACACUUUCAGGGUCAACCUUGUUAUGUAGUAAACAGCUAAACAAAGGACUAGCAUCUAAUGUUAUUGACCGCAAUAAAAUCAUGAAGAAGGUAGUGUUGUUCAAAAGUAGUUCGGAGGAUUACGAAAGAGUGUUCAGUGAUAAUGAUUAUGAAGCUGUUUUCGUGGAACCCCUUCAGUUCGAGUUCGUAAAUCUGCCCCACCUCUCUCAGGAACUGCAGAAAGGGCACUACCAGGGGUUGGUUUUGACGAGUCCGCGAGCCAUUGAGGCCGUCUCCGAGUGCUGGUCGCCGUCAAAAUUCAUCUCUUGGAGCUCCAGACGCGUCUACACAGUCGGCGAGGUGAGCUCGAGAAAAAUCAAGCAUAUGCUCGGUUUAGACUCAUUAGGCGAGACUACAGGCCAUGCUGACAAUUUAGCUAAACUUAUGGCAUCUGAAAACCCAGAUUCUAGUCAAUUUCUGUUUCCAUGUGGUAAUCUGCGAUCUGAAAUCUUACCUAACAUUUUGCAUAGGGCGGGUAUGACUGUGGAGGCACUUACAGUGUACAAAACAAAAGAGAACGAACAUUUAAGACAAAAAUUAAUGGAUCUGAACGAAAACAUAAAUCCUUGUUGCAUGGUAUUCUUUAGUCCAUCAGGCUGUGAGUACAUUUACAGGCAAUUGCAGACAUUCAGCAACAAUCUCUCGGUUUUACCGCACUUUGCCAUAGGUAAUUCCACAGCACAUAAGAUAGAGAACUUGGGAGUGGAGAUUGCAGGAGUGGCUGCCAAACCGAAGCCAGAAUGUGUUCUAGAAUCUGUGCAAAGCUACUUUAGAACGUUAGGGGAGUGCACUUAA